GCCAUUCGCCUUAGCCGCCAUGAAACGGGACAACUCGGGAAACAACCAAGAUGGUCCUCCGUCAAAAUUCCAACGUUCUUCCGUUGAUUUUAACAAAUGUUUCCAUCAGAUUUCUUAUUCCUGGGAGGGCUGCAGGGAUAAUGAUUGGGAAGGGUGGGGAAAAUAUCAAAAAAAUUCGAUCACAGUAUAACGUCAAGCUGAAUAUUCCGACAGCAGAGGCCCUGAACGGAUAAUGACUAUCGAAGGUGACCUGCAGGCUAUCUGCAGCAUCAUGCGCGAUGUUUGUCCGAAACUGAAGGAUAUAAUGAAUGCCAAACUUUCCGACCCUAAACGCAUAAUGGGUGCCCAAGGAUCUCGACGCCGCCCGAGACGAAGUGAAGAUCCAGAACGAGAUGAUGAGGAAGACGAAAACAUGAUUGACUUCAGAAUAUUAGUUCACGAAAGUCAAGCUGGGUCUGUAAUCGGUCGAGGCGGUGAACGCAUUAAGGACCUUCGUGAUAAAUCAAAAUGCGUGUUAUCAAGGUGUACCAGAUGUUGGCUCCGUAUCUACUGACCGAGUUGUACAGAUGGUUGCUGACCCAGACAAUGUCGGCCAAUGUUUGAGAGCUGUGAUAGAAGCAGUAGAGUCUGCUCCUCCUCGUGGUCGCCGUGAGGAUUAUGACGCUGCCAACUUCAGUGAGGGUGACGCUCUCAACUAUGGCGGUUGGUUGUCUCGAGAAGCUGCAGCAGCACUCGCUCAAGGGAUGCCUCUCCGUGGACCUGGGUGCAUGCCGCCGAUGGGUUAUAACAUGGGAGGUCCGUACAUGAUGGGUGGGGAGACAUGGGCCGAUGGGUGGCGGUAUGGGCCCUAUGGGAGGAGGGAUGGGACCAGGUGGAGGAAUGGGUCCUAUGGGCGGCGGACCGGUUCCCGGAGGUCGUGGUAGAGGACCUCGCUCCGGUGGCGGAAUGAUGAGUGGAAGCGCGCCUCUCGCUCAAGGCCAGCGAGGAAUGAUGGGCUCUUCAGGCCCAGCACCUGUCCCCCCUCCUGCCGGUCGUAACAACUCUAUGGGUCCUCCAGGUGGUUAUAGUAGUUCCGCAGACGGAGGCUACGGUGGUCAAGGUGGAUAUGACGGGUCAGGAGGAUUCGACAACGGAGUAUACGGAGGCAUCGACCAAACUGGACAGGGAGGAUUCAGCGGCCCUGGAUACGGUGGAUCAGGCAACAUGGCUUCUGGAGGUUACGGUGGGUCUGGGUAUGGUGGAAGCCAGCGUGGAUCGGCUGACAUGGUAGGUGGUCAAAGUGCUUCCCGUGCGGCACCUAUGGUUGGUAUGGAAGUAUUGGAUCUGGAGAGCAUGUUGGAGGCAAAGCCAGCCAGUGGUAUGGCGGAUGGUCUUAAACAUUUACUUGCAUUUAAUUUCAGUAAAAUAUACCUGUUAAUAAAUCUCUACAGGUUAAAUGUACAUUAUUCUUUCUAA
Molecule: messenger RNA, 1455 nt
Organism: Schistosoma curassoni
Lineage: Eukaryota; Metazoa; Platyhelminthes; Trematoda; Strigeidida; Schistosomatidae
Source: the annotation of a GenBank genome assembly